Molecule: messenger RNA, 1783 nt
Organism: Theobroma cacao (cacao)
Lineage: Eukaryota; Viridiplantae; Streptophyta; Magnoliopsida; Malvales; Malvaceae
Gene: MGT4
Product: magnesium transporter 4
Biological process (GO): magnesium ion transport
Molecular function (GO): magnesium ion transmembrane transporter activity
Source: RefSeq, a predicted model, not a curated record
GAAGUAAUAACUACUAACACUUGCGCCAAAAUUAGACGACGAAGAAUAUAAACGACAGUAUUCGUACCACCGACUUCCGAUGUCGAUGAACCUCUAAAAAUAACUCCAAUGAGAUCUCAACCUCCACCGCCUCCGCCCAAACCCGAGGACGAUCCGGAUCUUUUAAUUCGGGCCACUCCAACCUCGAAUCAACCUCUCACCACAUCCGUUGCGGGGCAUCGGAAAAAAGGGACCGGUGUCCGGGCAUGGCUUUUACUGGACUCAACGGGACAGACCCAAGUGGUGGAGGCGGGAAAGCAUGCUAUCAUGAAACGCACGGGUUUACCCGCUCGAGAUCUUCGGAUCUUGGACCCACUUCUGUCGUACCCGUCGACGAUUCUGGGUCGAGAAAGGGCGAUCGUGAUUAACUUGGAGCACAUAAAGGCAAUCAUCACGGCCCAAGAGGUUUUACUGUUGAAUUCUAAGGAUCCUUCGGUUACGCCUUUCGUUGAUGAGCUACAAAGCCGGAUUUCGUGUCAUUAUCAAGCAACCAAAGCCCAGGAGUGCGUUGUUGAUGAUUCCAACUGCAUCAUUCGAACUAGUUCCAAAAAUUGGUCAGCAAGGUUUUCACUGCCUCAGAAUCAAGAUGAGGAAGGUACGGCAGAAGAGAAACAGGGUAUUGAGAACCCGGAUGGAUCAAGGAUUCUCCCAUUUGAGUUUGUUGCAUUGGAGGCAUGCCUUGAAGCUGCUUGCAGCUGCUUAGAUAAUGAAGCAAGGACAUUGGAGCAAGAGGCUCAUCCAGCCUUGGAUAAAUUGACUUCAAAGAUUAGUACUCUCAAUUUGGAGCGUGUUCGCCAAAUUAAAAGCCGCUUGGUUGCAAUAACCGGGCGUGUUCAAAAGGUAAGGGAUGAAUUGGAACAUUUGCUAGAUGAUGAUGAAGAUAUGGCUGAGAUGUAUUUAACUGAGAAACAACAAUUUGAAAAUUCGUCAGCCUCUUCUAUGGAUGAGAGUGAUGUUAUAAAUGACGAAGUUCUCCAACCAGACUUCACUGACAGGACACCUGUUGAAAUCUCCUUGGCAAGCAAUUAUGAAGGUGAUCUCCAAGACUCUGACAACCCACAGUUAAAUGCAAUUGGCAGAGACAGUCAUGGAACUCAUACAAGUACUACGCACAGUGCUAUGAGCAAGCACCUCGAUGUAGAAGAGUUAGAAAUGCUCUUGGAAGCAUAUUUUGUACAAAUUGAUGGCACACUGAACAAGCUAUCCACGCUGAGGGAAUACGUGGAUGACACAGAGGACUACAUUAACAUAAUGCUGGAUGACAAACAGAACCAUCUCUUGCAGAUGGGAGUCAUGCUGACGACAGCAACCCUUGUAAUCAGUGCUUUUAUUGUUGUUGCUGGUAUCUUUGGCAUGAAUAUCCAUAUUGAGCUAUUUGAAGAUGGUAAAGCAGGGAAUUUGGAAUUUCUAUGGACAAUUGGAGGUGGUACUACGGGGACAAUAUUCCUCUAUGUGAUUGCUAUUGCAUGGUGUAAGUACAAGCGCUUGUUAGAGUAGUUAAGACUUAAGACCAAGCUGUAUAUCUUCCGAAGCAGUGGGUGAUAACAUGAAGGGAAGGGUUUAUCCUGUAAACAUACUGAAUAUGCUUUUAUGUUUUGCUUUGUUGCGGAGAAGACUACUGGGUAAUUACAUUUAUGUAUUCUGUACAUGGUGACUUUGAUAAAUCUCUUGAAUGCUCUGUUAACGUUAUGCAACUCUAAUACAUGGAUUUGCGGCUGCAGCAUUUGCUGGCCACUUUUUCUUC